AUGGCUUACAAGGAUAACUGUCAAUCAGGUGGUUGUAUUAAAUUUCUUCGUCAAAUCAUAGGUCAAAUCAAACUUUUUAGUAAAAUUCUUUGGGUUCAGUUUGUUUUUCUUCCUCCAAAGCCUGCUGGCUGUAAACAGUCCAAACAAAAUCUUGAUUGGCUGCUCACGAUAGAUGUUUAUAUUCUCCACACAAACAAAAAAAAUUUGGUGGAAAAUUUUGUAACCGAAACAAAAAAGAAGAGUGCAAGGCGAAAGGGGUUGCGGUCUAUUGCGAGCACUUUGCGCGAGCGAAUUGAUGUCAUAGUUAAGGACUUUUCGGAGGAGAAACGAGCAGAAAUUAUUUCUUUACAGACCACUUUAAUUGACACUGUUAAACAGUUAAAGGAGUUAGAUGAAGAGCUAUACGGUGUUUUAUCGGCUGAAGAGAUCGAAACCGACGUUAUGGAGGCUACAGAAUUUUAUCUAUUAGUGAACAUGAGUCUCGCGACUAUUACUACCGCUACCGGACCACAUGUUUCAGCCACAGAAUCGACACGGUCUGACCAGUUUAAUUCAGCCAUUAAUGACAAUGACAGUUUGAAUGCAAUUGAUAAAUUUAAUUAUUUGAAGAGAUACGUCGAAGGAACCGCUUUAUCAACUAUUUCUGGGUUAGAAUUGACGAACAGUAACUACGAAAAUGCUAUAGAGUUGCUUAGAAACCGUUUUGGCAACGAACAAGUGCUCAUUAACGCGCACAUGGAAGCCCUGUUGAAGAUUGAGUCAGUACGAUCAAUGGAUAACACCCAACAAUUGAGAAAACUUUAUAAUGAUGUUGAGAACUGUAUUCGAAAUUUGAAAAAUUUGAAGUAUAAUAGCGAAAUGCUGAGUUUAUUGAUUCCGGUUCUGAACGAAAGAAUUCCCAACGAAUUACGAAUGAUUAUUUCUAGAAACUUUGGAGAGGAGAAGUGGUCCGUUGAAAAGAUGCUGUUUUUUAUCAAUAACGAACUGCAAGCUCGAGAGAGGUGCACUGUAACCGCGAAAGGCAAAGGACAAACUCCCAGUGAAAAUUACAAGAGAGGAGGAAUUUCUACCGCAAAAUGUGUUUUCUGUCACGAUUCUCACUCUCCGUCGAGGUGUUCGAAAGUUACCAACGUACAAACACGUUCGCAAAUUAUGAAAAAGGAAGGGCGUUGCUUUUUAUGCUUGCAGCAUGGACACAUUUCAAAGAACUGUUGUUCAAAUUACAUAUGCAAUAGAUGUGGAAGACGUCACCACAUCUCUUUGUGUAUGAAAGAAAAACGUGCCGAAAGAAAAGAUAAAGACAACAAUGGCUCGGAGGAAAACCCUUCUAACGAAACCAACGCGAAUCACAUCAGCCAAGAAAACAAAGGAAUUCUUUUGCAGACGGCUAAAGCUUUUGUUUCGAAAGAAAGGGAGAGCAGGAACAUACAAACGAGAUUCAUGUUUGAUUCAGGUAGCCAGAGAACAUAUGUCACAAAUGAACUGAAAGAAAAACUGAAUUUAGAAACAAUUCGAAAGGAGAAAUUAAUUAUUAACACUUUUGGCCAUAGCAACAGCCAAUCGAGAGAGCUACCCGUUGUUAAGUUGUAUGUAAAAACCGCUGACCGCUCAUCUACCGUACCCAUCGAAGCCAUUGCCGUACCAAACAUUUGCGCUCCUCUCUCAAAUCAGAAUGCGAAAUAUUACGCUGAUAAUUACGAACACUUGAAGCGGUUGAAAUUAGCAGAUUUUUCAAAUGGUGAAACGAGACUGAAUGUUCACGUUCUGAUUGGUUUAGACCAUUAUUAUUCAUUCAUUACCGGCGAAGUUGUUCGAGAUCCGAGAGGCGGUCCUAUCGCUAUCAAUUCCAAACUUGGCUGGAUUUUGUCCGGAGGUGAACAGUCGAAAGCGAACGAAUCAAGCUGCAUGGAAGUCCACGCCUGCCGUGUUGAUACCGAAAACACAAUUCUUCGUGACGAGUUGAACAAGUUUUGGCAAAUUGAGUCGAUCGGUGACGGAGAAAACGAAAACGUAUUAUCUUCUUUUAAACAAACUCUUGAAUUCAACGGUGAACGCUACGUGACCGAAUUACCAUUUCGUCCUGAUCAUGAUAAACUUUCCGAUAAUUUUGCAGUUUCGAAACAACGCUUAGAUUCUCUUGUUAACAAACGAUUACGAAAUGAACCUGAUUUAGCUGUGCAAUACAACGACGUUUUUGCAGACUACGAAUCGAAACAGAUUAUAGAAAAAGUUCAAGAAAGUGAGAUAGCUUGCGAAAAUGCUCACUACCUUCCGCAUCAUCCGGUUGUACGCCAAGAUAAAAGUACAACGAAAGUUCGUCCUGUUUUUGAUGGAUCUUGUGCCGUUCACAAACCAUCCCUCAAUGACAUUUUGUACUCUGGUCCUAAUUUACUUGCUAAGGUGUUUGACAUUCUGCUGAGAUUCCGUACGAACUACGUCGCUUUAGUUGCUGAUAUUCAACAAGCCUUCUUGAAUAUUGAAAUCGCUGAGAAAGACCGUAAUUAUCUUCGUUUUUUGUGGAAAGAAAACCCUACCGAGAACGAUUCAAAGCUCAUUAUCUAUCGAUUUCUGCGUGUCGUGUUUGGGUUAACGUGCAGUCCGUUUUUACUCAAUGGGACAAUCCAACACCACUUGGAGACUUACGAAAUUAUCUGCCCCGAAAUUACUGAUGUUUUGAAGGAUGACUUGUACGUCGAUGACCUAACAACCGGUACCGAUACCGUAACUGAAGGCAAGAAACUUUACGAAAUUAAUAAACAAAUCAUGAAAGAAGGAGGGUUCAAUUUGCGAAAAUGGGCUACUAAUAACAAUGAAUUACAAACUUUUAUCGAUAAAAUUGAGAACGUGAAUUCUGAACCGAAUAGCGACAAAACUGUUAACCCCAAAGUAUUAGGGAUCGAGUGGGACAUCGACAGAGAUAUUCUAGUGUACCGAUUUGACGAGUUAUUGAAACGAGCGAAAGAACUGUUUCCAACAAAAAGAAACAUUUUACGUAUAUCUGCUUCAUUUUAUGACCCGUUGGGCCUGAUCGCACCAAUCACCACCAAAGUAAAGGUUCUUUUCCAGAAAUGUUGUCAACACAAGUCCGACUGGGAUGAUCCACUGCAAGGGGAACUGCUUAAACAAUGGAGAGAUAUAUUGAACGAUUUUGCGAAUUUACAAACUUUUGAGAUACCACGUUAUUUAUUCUGUGAACCGCGUCAUGAAAUUCAAUCAAUUGAACUGCAUGGAUUUUGUGAUAGCUCGACGAUUGCCUACGCUGCUGUGAUUUAUGCAAAAAUACGAACUAACCUCGGCGUAAGUGUUUCGCUAGUGACUGCUAAAACGAAAGUUGCGCCCCUAAAGCCGCAUUCUGUUCCACGUUUAGAAUUGCUAGGAUGUGCUCUCUUAGCAAAGUUGAUGAGCCAUGUGCUUAAUGCGAUCAAUGGUAGAUUGAAAGUUGAUCGUUUUUUCGGUUGGUCAGAUUCGGAAGUUGCCCUUUGUUGGCUAAAAGGCAAAUUGAAGCAGUGGAAGCCAUGGGUAGAAAACAGAGUUGUUUAUGUUCGAUCAGUCAUUCCAUCGGAAUCAUGGUUUCACGUUUCCACCAUUCAUAACCCCAGUGAUAUACCUACCAGACCAGACAAAAUUGGUGACUUCAAUUCAAAUUUGUGGUUAAACGGUCCUGAAUUUCUGUCUGAUUCCAGCUUUGUUCCACCUGAGUUUCAUGUCAACAAACAUUCAUUCGAUGUUUUGUCAGAAGAGAAGAAAAGUCAUUUACAUGAUAUUAUAGACGAGACUAAGUUUAGCUCACUGAAAAAGCUUAUAACUACCAUUGGAUAUGUUUACAGAUUUGCGAAUAAAUUGUUAAAUCGAAUUCGAAAAAGAGACUUAUCAGUAUGCAACGAUCGUGAACUGUCGACUCAAGAAUACAAAAGUGCAUUUGAUAUUUUGAUUACAAACAAUCAACGAAAACUUCGAAACAACCAAAACUACUUCAACAAACUUUCGUCCGCCCUGAAGUUGUUUGAAGAUGAGAAAGGAGAUUUACGUGUUAAAGGACGUUUUGGUGAGAAUAAAAAGCUUUCAUAUGACGAAAGGUAUCCGUUGAUUCUUUCGAGUGAUUCACAUUUUGCAAAACUUCUGGUUGAAGAUGCCCACGAAAAAACAUUUCAUCAAGGCGUAGAAGCGACACUCAACAUGUUACGAAUGAAGUUUUGGAUUCCGAAAGGUAGACGCACAAUCAAAUCCAUUUUACGACAGUGCAUUGUUUGUCGACGAUACCAAGGCAAACCUAUUAAAUCACCACCGACUCCAGAUCUACCAGAAUACAGGUAUUGCGCUUCGAGAGCUUUUGAACACGUUGGGUUCGAUCAUGCUGGUCCACUCUACAUUCGUACCGAGAACCGAAACACGACAAAGGUAUACGUAUUAAUACUUACAUGUGCUACUACUAGAGCUGUGCACUUUGAGCUUUCACCCGAUUUAAAGACGCCAGCGUUCAUUAGAGCUUUCAAAAGAUUUCAAUCCAGAAGAGGAACGCCUGCUACGGUUGUGCAUGAUAACUUUAAAACGUUUAAAUCUAACCAUGUAAAAAGAUUUAUGAGACAUGAGUCUAUUGAAACUAACCCGAUUCUCCCCAAGAGUCCUUGGUGGGGAGGAUUUUAUGAAAGGAUCGUCAGAUCAAUGAAAACCGCCUUGCGUAAGACCAUUGGGAAGGCACUAUUGACUUUCGAAGAGCUCGAGACAGUUCUGUGCCAAGUUGAAGCAUCGAUUAACUCAAGACCACUUACAUAUCAGAGUGAGGACGAUCUUGGACAGACUAUCACACCUUUGCAUUUGAUUUACGGCUCGAACAUUGUUGGUGCUGAAUGUGUCCCAAUGAAUGAUACCGACCAGUGCUCGAAACGAUUACUUUAUGUACAACGAGUGCUUGACGAUCAGUGGCGACGAUUUUAUCGAACGUAUUUGAACGAAUUACGGCAACAUCACUUCUACAGAAAGGAUGGCAGAGAAACACCUGAUUUAAAGUUGAACGACGUCGUGGUGGUGAAAGAUGAUAACCAACUGCCAAGAAGUAGAUGGCCAUUGGGUAAAGUUACGGAACUGAUCUAUGGAAAGGACGGAUUUAUUCGUGGUGCGAAGAUUCGGGUUAACACCAAGAAAGGACUUGUUUCUACGAUAACGCGUCCUAUUCAAAAACUGAUUCCACUUGAAAUAGCAAAUGAGACUGAAAACGAAGUUGAAAAAGUUGAAAAAAGUGAACUUGAAAAACCCGCUGAAGACACUCUCAAUGAAGAUGAGCAACAACGAAGGCCGACGAGAAAGGCUGCGGUUGAAGGACAGUUGAUGCGUAAACUCCGCGAAGAGUAUUUAUAG
Molecule: messenger RNA, 5355 nt
Organism: Hydractinia symbiolongicarpus
Lineage: Eukaryota; Metazoa; Cnidaria; Hydrozoa; Anthoathecata; Hydractiniidae
Exons: 6
Coding region: 1-5355 (1784 amino acids)
Biological process (GO): DNA integration
Molecular function (GO): zinc ion binding; nucleic acid binding
Source: RefSeq, a predicted model, not a curated record